Molecule: messenger RNA, 4576 nt
Organism: Hemicordylus capensis (graceful crag lizard)
Lineage: Eukaryota; Metazoa; Chordata; Lepidosauria; Squamata; Cordylidae
Product: zinc finger protein 436-like
Exons: 5
Coding region: 503-3031 (842 amino acids)
Biological process (GO): regulation of transcription by RNA polymerase II
Cellular component (GO): nucleus
Molecular function (GO): RNA polymerase II cis-regulatory region sequence-specific DNA binding; DNA-binding transcription activator activity, RNA polymerase II-specific
Source: RefSeq, a predicted model, not a curated record
ACAACAAACUGAGUGUGCAACCAGGGUUCUGUGGGGAGUGGAGUCUGGACUGGAGGUGGUGGGGAGCGGGGAGAAUCUGUGUCAAGAAAUGUUUCUGUUGCCUUGCCUGGGGGUUGUGUCCUACUCCGCUUCGGGAAAGGUGACGUUACCUGCUUACCUUUGGGGGGGGAAUAAAAAUGGCACACAGCCUUAGUCCCCAGCCAACCUCUUCUCCCUCCCCUUCCCUCCCCAUCCUCUCUUAAUAAUCCAUUACUAGUUAGUUAAUAGAUCAAUCCACUGCUGAAUCCUUAUAAUGGGAUUUCUGGUUUUAUGGCCAGGAAGUACAUAUUAGCAGGGAGAAAAUACCCCUGUAAACACUUGUUGAAAGGAGCACUUGCCAAUUCUAUGUGGAGACCUUGAUACUCCGCUGCCUCACGGAUAGAGCUCUUGGCUCCCUGGAAUGUACUGGCUGCCCUAGCUUAAGCUGGAGGUCAAAGUCUGAGGCCAAAGACUCUUUUCCGCCAUGUUUGCCUGUGAGACUUGGGGCCUUGGUGGCCAGACCUCUGUCUAUAACUGGGAUAAGGCCGUCUACCUCUUGGAGGACAAAAUGGAACCUGAACAGGCAGCAGGAGAGCUGGAUCUCCAUUUUAAGGUAUUGCUGGAGCAGGAGCAAGAGCAGGAGGAGAUGUAUCCAGAAAUCACAAUUGAGGAGGAGGAUGGGGAGCAAGAAGAAUCAGAGGAGGAAGUAGUGGUAGAUGGAGAAGAAGAGGAGGAGGAAGAAGAGGAGGAAGAGGAGGAAGAAGACGAUGAGGGAGAAGUAGAGGAUGAUGAUGACGAUGAUGAGGAAGAAGAGAGGCCCUCAAGGCCUAUACAGGAGCCAGUCGGAUCAGAGGAAGGAGAUGACUCCCUGCUUGUGGUAUGCACUGGAACUGUUGAGGAGCUCCUGGGGCUGGAGUUGCCACCUGUAGCUGAGCCCGAGCAACUGGAAGAAGCCCCACAACCCCAGCGCUGGGAAGUCCAAUGGGAAGAGGUGUCGCAGGCAGCCGCAGCUCCGCCCAUUGAAAUAGCCCCGCCGCCACCAGAGGAUCCUUCCGUGCCUGAGGUGGAGCCAGUAGACGUAGAACCAGAGGCCUUCCCUCCAGCUUUGGAGAAAGUGCCAGCUACCACCACCUCCCCAUGGGGAACACCAUUUGUUGAGGAGGGCCACCAGCGAAUCCACACCAGCACUCCUGGCACGGACAGAGGGAGCGGUGUCAAGUCGCGGACAUCUGUGUCGGGAGGGGGCGGCUUCACCCUGGAGACUGCCCGCCGGCGCUUCCGGCAGUUCUGCUACCAGGAGGCGGAGGGGCCGCGGAAGGCUUGCGGUGAGCUCUGGGAGCUUUGCAACCACUGGCUGAAGCCGAAGAACCGCACCAAAGAGCAAAUCCUGGACGUGUUGAUCUUGGAGCAAUUCCUGGCUGUUCUCCCUCCUGGGAUUCGGAGCCGGGUGUGGGAAUGCAGCCCUGAGACUUGUGCGCGGGCAGUGGCCCUGGCGGAGGAGUUCCUAGCGAGGCAGCAAGAGGUGGAAAGACCAGAGGAAGAGGAUUCAGACUCAUUUGAGGAGGUGGUGGUGACCUUUCCCGAUGAUGACCAGGCCCUUUCAGACGCUGAGCAAAGGGGUGAUGUGGAUAUCUGUUUGCUGGGUUCUUCUGACACAGAGGCCACGUGGGAUUCUUCAGCAGAUGAAGGAGGUUCAGCAGGUGCCAGGACCCCGAGCAGAGCAGAUGCCCAAUUUGGAUUUGGAGAAAGGCUCAACGGAGCAAUGCAACACUUGAGCCCAAAGAGGAUCCGCGUGAAAGAGAAACGCCACUCCUGCAUGGAAUGCGGGAAGCGGUUCCGGUGCCAAGCGGAACUCACACUACACCAGAAAGUCCACACUAGGCCAAAAUCCUAUCACUGUGCUGAAUGCGGGAAACAGUUUGGCCGGUCUUCGCACCUCACCAGGCACCAGAAGACCCACAUGGGUGAGGAAUGCCAUCUUUGUACAGAAUGUGGCAAGGGGUUCCGAUGGCCAACAGAGCUCGCUAUCCACCAGAGGAUCCAUGCGGGAGAACAGCCACAGUACGUCAUGGACUCUGAGACAUUGUUCCAGUGGCCGUUGGAUCUCAACCUGCACCAGAAUAUUUUCACAGGUGAGAAAACCCCUCCGGCCAUCAACUGUACAAAACCUCCUACAGUCAAGAAGCCCCACCUUUGCCCAGAAUGUGGGAAAGGGUUCCGGUGGCCCUCAGAGCUUGCUACACACCAGAAGACCCACAACAAAAACAAACACUACCUCUGCGCCGAGUGUGGGAAAGGAUUCCAGUGGCCAUCAGAGCUUGCUGCACAUCAGAGAAUCCACACGGGUGACAACUUGCCCCUUGGUGCAGAUUGUGGCAAUAACAACAGCCAGCCCCCUCAUCUCACUACAUACCUAGGAGCGAACACAUCUGAGAAACGCCACCAUUGUGGAGAGUGCGGCAAGGCAUUCCGGUGGCCGUCUGAACUUGCAACACACCGGAGAAUCCACACAGGAGAGAAACGUUACUUCUGCACAGAGUGUGGGAAAGGGUUCAUCUGGCCCUCUGAGCUUGCUGCACACCAGAGAACACACACCGAAAAACAAUCCUACCAGUGCAUGGAGUGUGGAAAAAUAUUCCAUGAUCUCUAUGGGCUGACAAGGCACCAGAAAACCCACUUGGGAAGCAAGGUCUACCCCUGCGCGGAGUGCGGGAAAACGUUUAGCAGGCAAUCUCACCUGACUCGGCACCGGAUCACCCACACCGGGGAGAGACCAUACCCUUGUAUCGAGUGUGGGAAAAGGUUUGGGCGACAGUCUCACCUAACCCGACACCUGAGAAUCCACACCGGAGAGAGGCCGUAUCAAUGCGGGGAAUGUGGGGUGAGAUUCCGGCGGAGACACAGCAUGAUCUACCACCAGAGGAUCCACUUGAGAGAUUCUCCCGGAGAACCUGAUGCGCAAACCCUUGCUGACAUGGAAAACCUUCCAGACCAUCUCCAUGUCACAAUCUGAAACUUGACUUCUUUUUCUGAAUAUAAAAACGAACAUUGGGUGGGUGAGAGUGGGAAGUGACCAUCACAAAAUCUGGCAGAGUCCCCCUUGUGGUUCUCACUCUACUGAGCAGGCUCUAACUAUAUGGCUGCCCUUAGUGGUUGCACCGUGUGAUCUGAAGGGAAUGCCUCAGCAACCUUUGCAGUGUGACAGAUGAUGCUGGUGUGCCAGGAUUGGACCACACACAUGUUGCAAAGGAUUCUGGGACAGGGACUCAUACACACCUCUCUGAUCACACGUUGUUUCCUUGGUGCACAAAGCCCAUGGCUGCCCUGAGCAACUGCUGGGAUUUGCUUGUGCAGCUGAGUUCAUCCUGCUGACCUAACUCUAGAUUUUGCCCCUGUCUAGUAUUUAUAGGGUGAGAGAAGCACUUCAGAACCAAGAGGGAGUUUCUCUCCUGCUGCCCUCAGCAGCUAGAACACUGUCUGUUCCCUGGAACAUGUGAUGAAGAGGAGCCCAGAAGCCACGCUUCCUGCCUCUCCAGCUGUUUUCUUCUCCCAUUUUCUACUGUAUCACAGACUGGGUUGAAUCAGCAGAUCCACAGGAGAAGAGGGCCGCAGAGGGCGAUUUCCCAGCAUUCUGUGGGCCACAGGAUUGCUGGGUCCCCUGCAGUGCAGGGCGCCUUAGCUUUUAAAAUCAUCUUCUAGAAAGGAGAAUUCUAUCCAGUGUCGCUUGUUCCAUCAUAGUGCUGCCGUGGUGGGAAAAGCUUCCCUGCUCCCUUUGUUCUUCUCCCACACAAGAGCCCAGUUCUGGAUGAAAUCAAGCAACCUAUUUCUUCAAUAACAAACUCCCAUCUUCCUUCCCUCUCCCAUUCAAGUUCCAAUGUAUACACCUAAUUUUAAAAAAGAGGAUGAAGCAGGAGCAUUCAUCCUUGUCACCAAAAGGUAUUUUCACCCUUCAAUCAAGAACACUUUCUGUUAGGCACUUCUCCCCCCACCCCCUCUCUGUGCCUUGGGAAAUCAAGGGUUGUUUUUUCCUUCCUUUUUUUCCCUCCAAAGGGUUAGGGCUAUUUAUAAUGGUUUGUUGGCUCUUAUUAAUGGUUGUGGAACAGAAAAUCGGCAUACUUGUCCACCCACAAGGGGAGAGAUGUGUUGGGGGAGGAGAGGAAUAAAGGGGUUCUUCUCGAUCCUCCAGCGACAGGAUUUCCUAAAAAGAAAGUUAACCAUUGGUUUUGGUAUAUGACCAGGAAAGAGGGUGAUCUCAACCCAGUCUGUUGCCAAAUUGGGGAAGAGACUUUAACCUUGAAUUAUGGAUAACCCCAGGAGGGUUGGUGUUUGAGGGCAUAGCAGCACUAUGCUCCGUCCCAAGGUUCCCAUUUGUAUUCUCUCUCCGUUGAUCCUCAGUGAUGAGGAGAGAAAGGGGUAAUUUUUUCCUUGAGGGACUUUUAUCUGCAUUUCUUCCUUUUCCUGUUUGAAAUCAUAUUUGAGACAAUUGGAACCUCCUAAAGAAUCAAGCGUGAACUCGAUUUUUGGAAAUGACUUCCAAUAAAGAGCUUUCUACAAAAUA